AUGGCAGCCUCAGCCAGAUCUUUCCACACACGCUCCACUAGCUUUCCGUCGGAGUCCCACCCAAACUUGGCCGGCGUCCAAGAGUGCCUUCACUUGGUUAAGGCUUGGGAAGCCUGCCCAUCAGGGAAGGCACCACUGGUGACCAGGCUUGGGCACCUCAAGGACUUGUACGCUUCUAUCGUUGUCUUCCUGCAACUCCCUCUCACUCAACAGGCUCUUUGUGGCAAAGAGAGGCUUGUGAGGGAGUUGAUGGAUGACUACCUCUGCUUAAUGGAUGCCUGCGGUUUGGUGAAAGACUCGUUGGCGCAUAUGAGGGAGCAACAUCAAACCCUUCAAUCCAUGCUUCGGAGAGGCGUCACUGGUUUGGAAUCUGGCAUCUGUGCCUAUCAGUGCAGCAGGAAGAGGAUGAAGAAGGACAUGGCCAAGUGCCUGAGAUUGCUGAGGAACAUGGAGAAGCACAUUUCUUCGUCUAAUGACAACCUUGACAUGGUCGAUCAGGUCUUCAAUGAUGUCAGGGCCGUUACGGUCUCUACCUUUAACGCUCUUAGUUCGGUGAUCUCCGGGAGAAAGGCAGCCAAGUCCAUCUUCUCAAGAUUGUUGAGUUCCAUGAGCUCAAAAAGUGAUGAAGAUGACGUUGGUGAAAUAGAGAAGGCGGAUGCGGCCAUAUUUAGACUCCAUGACACUUCUUUGAAGACAAUAAGGCAGGAAGAUGCCCGGGAGGCACAAAAGCUGAUGGAAGAAUUGGACGUUAGCUUGAGGGAAGUAGAGGUGGAGUUGGAGGACGUCUUCAGAUGCAUGAUCCAAGCUAAAGUCUCCCUCCUCAACAUCGUUACUGGGUGUUGA
Molecule: messenger RNA, 843 nt
Organism: Nymphaea colorata (pocket water lily)
Lineage: Eukaryota; Viridiplantae; Streptophyta; Magnoliopsida; Nymphaeales; Nymphaeaceae
Exons: 1
Coding region: 1-843 (280 amino acids)
Biological process (GO): shoot system development; root development
Source: RefSeq, a predicted model, not a curated record